Messenger RNA from Rhopilema esculentum, 549 nucleotides. RefSeq names its product small ribosomal subunit protein mS37. Gene Ontology annotation, biological process: mitochondrial translation. Gene Ontology annotation, molecular function: RNA binding. The record is from RefSeq and is a predicted model, not a curated record. NCBI's taxonomy places the organism in Eukaryota, Metazoa, Cnidaria, Scyphozoa, Rhizostomeae, Rhizostomatidae. Gene Ontology annotation, cellular component: mitochondrion; mitochondrial ribosome; nucleoplasm.
UCCUCGUAUUGGGAUCGAGGUCAUCACUCAUUUUAGGCCAGAAAUGGUUUGCUGCAGAAAUAUAUUACAUUUUCAUAAAACAAAUUCAAAUUAAGCAACACUGAGGAAGAGAAACGAAUAUCAAGGAGCUUUUAACUAAAAGACUCUUAUUCUGUAUUUCUAUCGGAAGGGAGAAUAUGGUAAACUUAACGAACAUUUGCGCUGGCAGAGGACAGAGUCUAAUUUAUGGCGUUAAAAGAGGAAAGAUUCCGAACUCUUUGCGACCAAGAGUCUUACCGAAGCGAAGAGAGCAAGGGCAAACAUCAUGCAUUGAGGAAAUGACAAGAAUGAUGGGUUGCUUGAAAAAAAGCAAGUAUAAUGACAGUGAAUGCUCACCUGAAAUCAAAGACUUUCUCUCUUGUGCUGCGAAGGCUAUUGAAAGGAGAGAAUCUGGAGAAUUAAGACAAGAAAGGAGCACAGAAGAAAUAAACCAUUUAUUAAGGCUGUAUACACAGAUGAAUAACAGAAUCACUUAUAAGCCUUGACAAAAUUCAAAAGAUAUAUACAUUA